This is a messenger RNA of Armigeres subalbatus, 1880 nucleotides long. RefSeq names its product probable cytochrome P450 4d14. The record is from RefSeq and is a predicted model, not a curated record. Bases 242 to 1825 code for a protein of 527 amino acids. The transcript is spliced from 6 exons. Gene Ontology annotation, molecular function: heme binding; iron ion binding; monooxygenase activity. Lineage: Eukaryota; Metazoa; Arthropoda; Insecta; Diptera; Culicidae.
AAACAGCAGACUUAGUGAUACCAGAGUGGUACUAACGAGGCUAGAUUAAUAACAUACAUCCAGGCACCUUGCCGAGCAUGGUGAUCUGGGUGUGAUUCUUCCCUGUCCUCUCGUUUUAUGUGUACAAGAUGGCCAAGGGCCGAAAAUUUCGUUAAUAAAGACAAUAAUAAUUAAAAAUAAAAGUUUUGUCUGUUCAGCCCGUCCAGCCACAUCCAGCCAUUCACAGAGCUCACAACCACAUAUGAACAAAGUUGCAAUAUUCCCCAUCCGUAAACACUGCACCUUCUCGUUAGUCGUUGCCAUUCUCCAGUCCGGCACGAACGCAAAUGCCAUCAUGGUAAUUUUAUUGCUGCUCUCCCUAGUGAUAACAUUAGGGCUGGGGUUCACCUUUAUUCACCGAAAAUGUUUGCAAUUUCGUAACCUUGCGGGACCACUGGAAUGGCCCAUCGUCGGAAGCGCUGCUGAAAUAGUGAAUCUGAAUUCGGUUGACAUAUUCAAACUACUUCGAAGGUACGCUCAGCAGUAUGGAACCGCUUAUAAGAUCAGCUUUUGGUACCAAUACACGCUGGUGUUCGCAAAACCGAACGUUGUUGAGAAAAUCCUCAACACCCAAUCGUACGCCGCAAAGUCCGAAGACUACGACAAGGUUGCCGAAUGGAUCGGCUACGGUUUGCUCAUUUCCAAGGGCGAAAAAUGGUUCAAGCGACGCAAAGUUCUCACCCCAGGUUUUCACUUUAAAAUUUUGGAAAGCUUCCUGCGAGUUUUCAACGAAAAAAGCGACGUCCUGUGCCGCAAACUAGCGUCCUUCGGUGGGUCAGAGAUAGACGUAUUUCCCAUAUUGAAACUGUAUACCCUGGAUGUACUAUGCGAAACUGCUCUUGGUUAUAGCUGCAAUGCACAGACCGAGAAUUCAUUCUACCCAACUGCUGUGGAAGAGCUGAUGUCGAUCUUGUAUUGGCGGUUUUUCAAUCUGUUCGCCAGUGUGGAUACGUUCUUCCGGUUCACUAAAGAGUAUAGAAGAUUUCACAAGCUAAUCAAAGAUACUCGGGAGUUUACGCUGAAAAUAAUCAACCAGAAGAGACAGCUGCUCAAAGAUGAGCCAGAAGAGGCGGCACUUGAUGAUGACGUCGAUAAAAGGAAAAAGAAAAUGGCAUUGUUAGAUUUGUUGCUCCGAGCAACUAUAGAUGGAAAACCGCUAACGGAUGACGAUAUCCGAGAGGAAGUAGACACAUUCACGUUCGCUGGACAUGACACUACUUCAUCCGCGUUGACAUUUUUGCUGUUCAACAUAGCAAAGUACCCCGAGGUUCAGCAGAAGUUGUACGAAGAAAUAAGUACUGUAGUUGGCUGCACCACGGACCUGACCCUGCCAAUUCUGAAUGAUUUGCGCUAUCUGGAUUUGGUAAUUAAGGAAUCUCUCCGGUUGUACCCAUCGGUCCCGAUGAUCGCUCGAAUUGCCACCGAAGACACCCAACUGGACGACAUGCCCAUCCCGAAAGGCACCUGCGUCAGUGUCGACAUUUUCCAAAUGCAUCGCGACCCGAACUGGUUCGCUGAUCCGGAAUGCUUCAUCCCGGAACGGUUCGACGCUGUCAAAGAGGGUGGACAGCAAAAUUCGUUUACCUACAUUCCUUUCAGUGCCGGAAGCAGGAACUGUAUCGGUCAAAAGUUUGCACAAUACGAAAUGAAGAUAGCUAUUACAAAGUUGAUACAAGCUUUCCGACUGGAGCUUCCGAAUCCCGACGUGGAACCUGUCCUGAAGGCGGAAAUAGUGUUGAAGCCUGCCGAAAAACUGGCAAUUCGUUUUAUUACCAGGAAUAACUAAUAAGAUCUCGUAUUUCAAGCAAUAAAAUGACAUGGAAAACAUUUAUUGAAAUAAA